GGUUGAAGAUGCUGAUGCAUCGGAGAAAAGUGUAAACGAAGAAAAUGGGGAAGUAUCAGAGGCAGACCAACCUCAGAACAAGCACAGCCGACACAAAAAAAAGAAACACAAACACCGAAGUAAACACAAGAAACACAAACAUUCUUCAGAAGAGGAUAAGGACAAAAAACAUAAACACAGACACAAACAUAAGAAACAUAAACGGAAAGAGGUAGCUGAUACCUCUGACAAGGAAGAUGGACCAGCCAAAAGAACUAAAAUUGAUUUUUUAGCUCCUCUGGAAGACCUGGAGAAACAAAGAGCAUUAUUGAAAGCUGAACUUGAAAACGAAUUAAUGGAAGGAAAAGUCCAGUCUGGGAUGGGAUUGAUACUACAGGGGUAUGAGUCGGGAUCUGAAGAAGAGGGGGAGAUUAAUGAAAAAGCGCGAAACGGCACGAGGCCUGCAGUGAAGUCAAACACUAAGGGCAAAUUAGAACCUGUGGACAAUAAAACUAGUUCCAAGAAAGGAAGUAAGAGUGAAUCAAAAGAAAGGACUAGACACAGAUCUGACAAAAAGAAAGGCAAGGUAGGGGUUGAUGGAAUCAAAGAGAAGAUGACUAGAAGCAAGUCAAAAGAGAGGAGGAAAUCCAAAAGCCCUUAUAAGAGAAGUAAGUCUCAAGAUCAGACAAGGAAAUCUAGGUCUCCAAUGCUUAAAAGGCGAUCUCAGGAGAAAAACAGAAAGUCCAAAUCUCCUCUGGAGGAUAGAAAUAAGGCUGAUGAUAAAAAUAAGUCAAGAGAUCGCAGGAAGUCUCCAGUUGUGAAUGAAAACAAAAGCAGAGAUCGUGGCAGAAAAUCUAAAUCUCCAGCAGAACUAAGAAGCAAAUCCAAAGAUAGAAGAUCACGGUCCAAAGAUAGAAAACCUAGGAGAUCAGAGACUGAGAAAGAAAAAAAGCCAAUUAAAUCUCCUUCUAAAGAUGCGUCUUCAGGGAAAGAAAACAGGUCCCCUAGGAGACCUGGUCGUAGCCCAAAAGGAAGAAGCUUAUCUCCCAAACAACGUGAAAAGUCAAGAAGAAGCAGAUCCCCUCUCUUUAAUGACCGUAGAUCUAAACAGAGUAAAUCCCCCUCUCGAACCCGGUCUCCGGUGAGGAGAGUGAGGAGUAGGUCUGCAGAACGGAAAAGAAGAGAGUCAGAAAGGAGGCGUCUGUCUUCCCCCAGAGCGCGGACCAGAGAUGAUAUUUUGUCUAGACGUGAAAGAUCAAAAGAUGUUAGCCCGCCCAGCAGAUGGUCUCCCUCCAGAAGAAGGUCUCGGUCUCCCAUCAGAAGAAGGUCUCGUUCGCCCCUUCGGCGUAGCCGGUCUCCGAGAAGGAGGAGUAGGUCUCCUCGGAGGAGGGAUAGAGGCCGAAGAAGCAGGUCUCGCCUUCGAAGGAGGUCCCGGUCACGUGGUGGCCACAGGCGUAGGAGCAGGAGCAAAGUUAAAGAAGACAAAUUUAAAGGUAGUCUCUCUGAGGGUAUGAAAGCCGAACAGGAGUCGUCUUCAGAUGAAAAUCUUGAAGACUUUGAUUUGGAAGAAGAGGAUGAAGAAGCAGAGAUAAGGCAAAGAAGAUUACAGCGGCAAGCAAUCGUUCAGAAAUACAAAGGGCAGACAGAAGACAGUAAUAUAUCUGUACCUUCUGAACCAAGCAGUCCCCAGAGUAGUACGCGUAGCCGCUCAAAUUCGCCCGACGACAUCCUGGAAAGAGUCGCCGCUGACGUGAAGGAGUACGAACGGGAAAACGUGGACACGUUUGAGGCAUCGGUAAAAGCCAAGCACAACCUCAUGACGGUUGAACAGAACAAUGGUUCAUCUCAGAAGAAACUGCUGGCUCCUGACAUGUUCACAGAAUCGGAUGAUAUGUUCGCUGCGUACUUUGAUAGUGCUCGUCUGAGGGCUGCUGGAUUUGGAAAAGACUUCAAAGAAAACCCCAAUCUCAGGGAUAACUGGACGGAUGCAGAAGGCUACUACCGUGUUAACAUAGGUGAAGUUCUAGAUAAACGUUACAAUGUCUAUGGUUACACCGGUCAGGGAGUCUUCAGUAACGUAGUGCGAGCCAGGGACAUGGCGAGAGCAAACCAAGAAGUAGCGGUUAAAAUCAUCAGGAACAAUGAGCUUAUGCAAAAAACUGGCCUAAAAGAACUGGAAUUUUUGAAAAAGCUCAAUGAUGCAGAUCCUGAUGACAAGUUCCAUUGUCUACGAUUGUUCAGGCAUUUCUACCACAAACAGCAUCUCUGUCUGGUAUUUGAGCCGCUCAGCAUGAACUUACGUGAGGUGUUGAAAAAGUAUGGGAAAGAUGUUGGGCUCCAUAUUAAAGCUGUGCGUUCCUACAGCCAGCAGUUGUUCCUGGCCUUAAAGCUGCUUAAAAGAUGCAAUAUCCUACAUGCAGAUAUUAAACCAGACAAUAUCUUGGUGAAUGAGUCUAAAACGAUACUGAAGCUUUGCGAUUUCGGCUCAGCCUCGCACGUGGCGGAUAACGACAUCACGCCGUACCUAGUCAGUAGAUUUUAUCGAGCUCCAGAAAUCAUUAUAGGAAAAAUCUAUGACUAUGGUAUAGAUAUGUGGUCUGUAGGCUGCACGUUAUAUGAACUUUAUACAGGAAAAAUACUCUUUCCUGGCAAAACCAAUAACCAUAUGUUGAAACUAGCCAUGGAUCUCAAAGGAAAGAUGCCAAACAAGAUGAUUCGAAAAGGUGUGUUCAAAGAUCAGCACUUUGAUCAAAAUCUCAACUUUAUGUAUAUAGAAGUAGAUAAAGUGACAGAAAGGGAGAAAGUUACGGUUAUGAGCACCAUUAAUCCAACCAAGGACCUGUUAGCAGACUUGAUUGGGUGCCAACGACUCCCCGAAGACCAGCGUAAAAAAGUGCACCAGCUAAAGGACUUGUUGGACCAGAUUCUAAUGUUAGACCCGGCUAAACGGAUUAGCAUCAACCAGGCUCUGCAGCACGCCUUCAUCCAGGAAAAAAUUUAAAACCAGAUGAAGAAGCUCAAAGGGUUUGAGUAAUUAAGAUACAAAGACUGAAGAAAUUUCCCAGCAGUUAUUAAUGUAUAUAAACAUAAAUAUUUCCCCCUGCAAAGUUGAGGAAGAAAUGAUACUUUUGAAUUAACAUCGAGGCUGAUAUUUCUUUUAGAAAUGUUAGAGUAAUUCUGUUUUGUGUCUUACGUGAAAAUUUUCACUGUAGAACUGUUUUAAUUGCCAAGACUGCACAGAAGUACAGUGCUAAUGUAUAUGGCUGCAGUUCGUAUGUAUUAUAAAAAGGCAAAAAAACACCUGUUAAAAAAAAGGAAAAAAAAAAACCAACCAGAGCAGUAA
This is a messenger RNA of Eurypyga helias (sunbittern), 3322 nucleotides long. RefSeq names its product pre-mRNA processing factor 4B (gene PRP4K). The record is from RefSeq and is a predicted model, not a curated record. The annotation marks the transcript as partial. The transcript has 14 exons. Gene Ontology annotation, molecular function: protein serine/threonine kinase activity; ATP binding. Lineage: Eukaryota; Metazoa; Chordata; Aves; Eurypygiformes; Eurypygidae. Gene Ontology annotation, biological process: peptidyl-threonine phosphorylation; mRNA cis splicing, via spliceosome; peptidyl-serine phosphorylation.